Molecule: messenger RNA, 1232 nt
Organism: Synchiropus splendidus (mandarinfish)
Lineage: Eukaryota; Metazoa; Chordata; Actinopteri; Syngnathiformes; Callionymidae
Gene: slc25a26
Product: solute carrier family 25 member 26
Exons: 10
Coding region: 113-961 (282 amino acids)
Cellular component (GO): mitochondrial inner membrane
Molecular function (GO): S-adenosyl-L-methionine transmembrane transporter activity
Source: RefSeq, a predicted model, not a curated record
AACAUGGCGGCGUCCUUGACAGGCAUGUUUUGAUUCUGGUGGCCCUCAAAUUGCACCAAUGUGGCAUUUCAACCCUUUUGCAGCGCCACUAAACAAUUAAUAGAGGGCCGAAAUGGAAAGACGAGAGUUCGUAGCGUCACUGAUGGGUGGAGGGUGCGCGGGAAUGUGUGUGGAUCUGACCCUCUUCCCCCUGGACACCAUUAAGACCAGACUGCAAAGUCAGCAGGGCUUCUACAAGGCCGGGGGCUUCAGGGGCAUCUAUGCUGGGGUCCCAUCUGCUGCAGUCGGGGCCUUUCCAAAUGCUGCUGCGUUCUUCGUCACCUACGAGAGUGUGAAGUCUCUGUGCGGUGCUAACGGAGGAGCGGCUCUGCAUGUGGCACCUGCUGCUCACAUGCUGGCGGCAUCCAUGGGAGAAAUAGUGGCGUGUUUGAUCCGCGUCCCCACAGAGGUGGUGAAGCAGAGAACGCAGGCGACGCCGGCGUCCUCCAGCUACUCCAUGCUGCUGGCCACUCUCAAAGCUGAGGGCGUCCGGGGGCUCUACCGAGGCUAUGGCAGCACAGUUCUCCGAGAGAUCCCGUUUUCUCUGGUGCAGUUUCCACUCUGGGAGUAUUUUAAGAGUCUGUGGUCGCAGAGGGAAGGUCAUACUCUCCACUCUUGGCAGUCGGCGGUGUGCGGAGCUUUUGCAGGUGCCAUCGCUGCCUUCGUCACCACGCCUCUGGAUGUGGCCAAGACCAGGAUCAUGCUGGCCAAGGCCGGCUCCUCGACAGCAAGCGGGAAAAUCCUGCCGGUGCUCUACCACGUGUGGCGGACCCGGGGACUCGCGGGGCUGUUUGCGGGCAGCGUUCCCAGAAUGACCUUCAUCAGCGCGGGAGGUUUUAUUUUCCUGGGCGCCUACGAGAAGGUUCGCCGCACGCUGCUGACUCAGCAGGACGCCCGAGGAACCCGUGGAGAGACCACCUGAGGAGGAUCCACCGCCAGUCAGCAUUUCUGUCCCGCACAUAUCGCAGCGGUCGUCUUUAUUUAUUUCAUCUUUUCUGUUGAAAUAUUUGAUUCUCCAUUGCAAAAAAACAUCUUCACCUCAAGAGUGUUUCCUUUUUAAAUUAAAGAUGUGUUUGUAAAAAAAAAAAAGAUGUCAGUUUACAUGAUUCAAAUUCAUGACAGAUCUGAUGUGUCAAAGACAGCACAGUGGUGCUCCAGGUCACUGGGGUCUCCUCCCAGUUCGACUCCUCACU